Messenger RNA from Triticum aestivum (bread wheat), 1203 nucleotides. RefSeq names its product cytosolic sulfotransferase 5. The record is from RefSeq and is a predicted model, not a curated record. Gene Ontology annotation, molecular function: sulfotransferase activity. The coding region runs from base 41 to 1129 and encodes 362 amino acids. The transcript has a single exon. NCBI's taxonomy places the organism in Eukaryota, Viridiplantae, Streptophyta, Magnoliopsida, Poales, Poaceae.
CGCAAGCACCGAAGAAGGUAAGAAACCAGAAAAAGAAGCCAUGGCCAGUACUGGUGCUCCUAUGUCGGCCGGCGCAGCCGUAGAGAAAGAAGAAGCUGUAGCAUCCGCGGUCAUCGCCAACCCGCAUGCCGACCUAGCGGAGAUCAUGCCAUCGCUGCCCACUGCGCCGGGGUUCCCCCCGUACCGGCUGCGCCGAUACGGCGGCUUCUGGCACACUGACCUCUAUCUCAAGUUCAUCGGCGCGUCGCACGCGUGUUUCAAGCCGCGGCCCACCGACGUGCUUCUCGCGAGCUUCCCCAAGACCGGUACCACCUGGCUCAAGGCGCUCGCGUUCUCCGCGCUCAACCGUGCCGCCCAUCCGCCGUCCGUCGGAGCCGACCACCCGCUCCACCGCAACAGCCCCCAUGACCUCGUCCGCUUCCUCGAGCUCGCCGACCAAGACGACGAUGGUCUGAUCUACGAGGAGAUCCCUUCUCCCCGGCUGCUCGCCACCCACGUGCCCUACUCCCUGCUGCCCCGCGGCAUCACGGGCACGAAGGACGGCUCCGGCGGCCGGAUCGUGUACGUCUGCCGGGACCCCAAGGACACGUUUGUAUCCUUCUGGCACUACCACGAGAAGACCACGGCGACACUGCAGCGGAUGGCCGACGUCGGCGGCGCGUCGGCCGCCAUGCCGACGUUCGAGGAGGCGUUCGAGCUCUUCUGCCAGGGCCAGAGCGUGGCGGGGCCACAGUGGCGCCACACGCUCGAGUACUGGGAGGUGAGCCGCCGGAGCCCCGAUCAGGUGCUGUUCCUUAGGUACGAGGACAUGCUGCUUGACCCGUCGGGUAGCCUGAUGAAGUUGGCGGCGUUCAUGGCAUGCCCCUUCUCGCCAGAGGAGGAGGCGGCCGGCGUGGUGCGCGACAUCGUGGAGCUCUGCAGCUUGGGUACGCUGAAGGGGCUUGAGGUGAACAGGAGAGGGAGCACGAUGCUGGGGCUCAAGAACGAGGCCUUCUUUAGGAACGGCACGGUGGGGGAUUGGAGCAACUGCAUGACGCCGGCCAUGGCGGCGCGGCUGGACGGCAUCGUCGCCGAGGCGCUCCAGGGGUCCAUGCUCACCUUUGGCGCUUCCUCCAAGGAUGAAGUCUAGCUCACCCAUAUUGUUGAAUUUAUGUAUUUUUAUUAUGUGACUACAACAUUUUCAAGCCUUAUCCUUGGCCAUCA